CUUGAUUGAACUUCAAUUUCACAACAUCUCUCUAUUCUCCCUCCUCUGAACUAGACCCAGCAGCCAGUCAGCCAUACCUACUCGCGGCGCUCAUCAUCCUGGCCGCAGCCUGCCAGAACCAGACCUGCAACCACAUCAGCAGCUCCUCGCCUGCAAAAAUGUCACAGUACUAUCCGCCUCCGCCCUCUGCGGCCCAGAAGAACUACCCGCCGCCGCCAAUGUCGGCGCCAGCACACCAGACCUCCUUUGGCCACAUCGGAGGAGGGCCCAUGUCGCCCCCGGCCAACAAGACAUCCUUCUAUCCCCCGCCGCCCAACGGCUCCUCUCCCGCCGCCCAGCAGCAGCAGAGGAGUUAUCCCCCGCCCCCCGCCGCCGCCGGAACGCCGCCUCCCAAGUCUGGCAGCCCCAUGUCCUAUCCACCCCCUCCCCAGCAGUUCUCGCCACCACCAUCUCAGCAGCAGCAGCAGCCAGUCCCCAACAUGAGCCUGCCCCUUCACAUGCGCCACAGCUCCACCGGCUCGAUCCACAGCCAGCACGGACCUCAGUUCACUCACAACCAGCAGCCAUCUCAGCCGCCCCAGUAUGCCGGCCCCCCAGAGGACGGCUACCCGCCCGAGAAGCCACCCCAGUCAGACCGCGACGAGGAGGAGGCCCCCGUGGACACGAGCAACCCGGGGAACCUAGUCGGCGGGGCCCCGCCCGCCGGGCACUUUGUGGGCGCGUCGGCAAUCGUGGACGACGUCGGCACCUUCAACGGCGGGUCCUACCGCAUCAGCCACCGCGACAGCAACACGAUCCUGACCAUCCAGCUGGCCAUGGGGUGCCCGCUGAGCGCGAAGCCGGGCACCAUGAUCGCCAUGAGCCCCACCAUCACGCUCAGGGGCGCCUACAAGUUCAGCAUGAAGAAGUUGGUCGCCGGCGGCGAGAUGGGCCACUCGACAUUCACCGGGCCCGGCGAGCUUUUGCUCGGCCCCCCCUUCCUGGGGGACGUGACCAGCCUCCGCCUGACGGGCAGCGAGAGCUGGAGCGUGGGUCACGACGGGUACCUGGCCAGCACCCAGGGCGUCAUCAAAGAGUACAAGAGGCAGGGGCUCGGCAAGGCCAUGUUCAGCGGCGAGGGUCUUUGGGUCUACAAGGUCAGCGGCACUGGCCUGCUCUGGCUGACCAGCUUCGGCGCCAUCAUCAGGAAGGAUCUCGUAGAAGGGGAAAAGUACAUCGUCGACAAUGGCCACUUGGUUGCCUGGAACACCAAGUACGUGAUGGAGCGGGUCGCAUCUGGCGGUAUCAUUUCGGGCUUCGCGUCCGGCGAGGGCCUGGUGUGCAAGUUCACAGGGCCGGGCACGGUUUUCAUCCAGACAAGGAACGCUAAAUCUUUUGCUGCCUACAUGUCCGGCAGCAAUGCUCCUGUCAACUCAUAAAACAGUAGAUGGGGACUGCCCAAGGGGUAUUUUCAUUCAUGCUCGCCCAAUUGUUAGUUGUCUGUCAGGCAGAGGAAAACAUCUCCAGACUGGCGGGACUGUAGGACUACUCAGACAUAUCUUUUUUUUUUCUUUUUUGAGUACAAUGCUCACCCAUAUUGCUUCACUCCAAGCGGCCAGUUCUGGUGUUUUUGAUGUGUUUCUAUCAUCUCAUUAAUUCAGGAUACAUCACAUUUACUUCUACUCCCCCUCUCUCUGUCGACAAACCCAUCUCCCGUCCACUAUUGAUGUAUUCGUAAUAGCAAUCAUAGGAGGACUGACUGUCCCAUCCCUAACGAAGUCAGCUGUGGUGCUCUGCUGUCGCCUUGAUUGUCUCACGCGCGGAAAAUUCCGCCGAGUACAAGAUCUACUGUUUGUAAUAUGGCAAGUGCCACCAACAACUUUGACAUUCGUUCGAAGAUCGCAGCCGCGAGCGGGGAUGGCGCUUAUGGGGAGGGGACGGAGAGUACAUUUCUGAAUAGUCGCUUUCCCACCGACCGACCACUCCCGACCUCGGGAGGUUGCCAGACAUUGGAUGGAUGGACCAGAGGCCUCGGGGCAGCAGCUACCCAGCGUCACUUCCAACACAGCAUGCCGUCCACCCCGACCGACUACGGUUUCCU
Molecule: messenger RNA, 2080 nt
Organism: Diaporthe batatas
Lineage: Eukaryota; Fungi; Ascomycota; Sordariomycetes; Diaporthales; Diaporthaceae
Exons: 5
Coding region: 159-1418 (419 amino acids)
Source: RefSeq, a predicted model, not a curated record